CCUGAACGCAGCACUACUCCAGGUUGAGUUCAGGCAGCGCGCUGCUUUUGCUGCUCAGAAACACCUACAACAGGUGAGCAGAAAUGACCAUGGCCACAGAUAAAGUGGUUAUUGAGACCCCAAAGCUGGAGUCCUGUGCGGGGGCAGCAGGGUAUGGAGACUCCUCUGUUCAGGUCAAGAUAUUACAGGUCCCAGCCAAGUGUGGACCCAUCGCUGCUGCAGGCGUCUCAAAGGGCAACUCCGUCUCCGCCUCACCUAAAGUCACCCCCAGCAGCCAGGCCCAGCAGCCUGCAGUUACAGUCCCAGGCCUUCAGACUUCCUCCCCCUCUCUCAUGGUGAUAGCAAAGGUGGCCACCCCGGCAGGAGGGAGCGCCAACGGCCAACCACAGGUAACAAAACCAGCGUUGAGCCAGGUGGCCUCCAUGAGCCAGACCGGCACCCCAGGAAGGAGGGUGGUGAUAGCUGUACCAAGGGCAGCGACCCCGCAGACGGUCGCUGUGGCCCCUCGGCUGCCGCUGAGCGCCUCCCCACAGCUCCCAGCAAAUAUCCAAAUACCACCAGGUAUGAUGUUGAUCCGCAGUGACAGUGGUCAGCUGAUGCUGGUAUCCCAGCAGGCUUUGGCACAGGCUCAGCAGGGUCCAAGAGGUGUCAGUGGUCAAGUGCCCAGAAUAUUGUUCCCACAGGUAUCUGCAGCAGCUGUAAAUAAAAGUCAUGAGAAGGUUACAGUGAUCAGGAUGGCAGCCCCGCCCAGUUUCCAACCAGCACCAGUACAGAAGACAGCUGUGGUAAAGGUGACUGGUGUAGCUCCCAGAACAGCUGUAGCCCAGAACCAUAGUUCCGUGUCGGAGCGGGGGAGCCGGCCUCACAUUCAGGCGAUCGUCACAGAAACCAAAAAGGAGCCGACAGCCACGUUCAGUCAGGAGACCCUGGAAAGUGUGAAGAAGUGCAAGAACUUCCUGGUGACUCUGAUCAAGCUGGCCUCCAGUGACUCCAGGUCUGCUAACAUGGCUAACAACGUCAGAGGACUGGUCAGGAGUCUGCUGGAAGGAAAGCUAGAAGCAGAGGAGUUUACAGAGCAGCUCUAUCAUGAGUUAAAGUCGACGCCACAGCCCUGCUUGGUGCCUUUCCUCAAGAAAAGUCUUCCUGCGGUGCGUCGCCUUACUGCAGACCCCCAGUUAUUCAUCCAACAGGCUUCCACUUCCACCCCCAACCCCAACACUCUGCCUUCCACCAUGAAGCAGUCCAACACUGACACAGGACACAAACUCAACACCCCUCAGCAGGAACAUUUUCAAUGAAACAACUGUUCACUCAGGAUCCCCCUUGUACCAAAUUUGCAUUUAAGGACAGUCCAGGAACUUACAAAGAAGACGAUGACAUCAAUGACGUAGCCUCCAUGGCUGGAGUCAACCUGAGAGAGGAGAACGCACGGAUCUUGACCACCGCAGUCGGCUCUGUGGUGCAGUCAUGCCAGGAUCAGCCCUUUCUCUCACCUAACCCAGUCCUCAGCCGAAUCCUUCACACAGGACAGGCACUGGGAGUGACUGAUGUCGGUCCAGAGGUGGUCACUCUGGUUUCUCAUGCUACGCAGGAGUGUCUCCGGGGGCUAGUAGAGAAGCUCACUGUGAUGGCAGAACACCGCAAGGCAUCACUGAAGGAGGACCUGUGGCAUGCCAAAGUGAGUGAUGUACGCUCCCAGCUUCGCUUCCUGGAGGAAGUGGAGAGUUUGAAGAAGAAAAGGAAAGAUGAAGAGGAGAGAGAGAGACUGCUGCGUUUGGCCAGAAGUCGCUCACACACUGAGGAUCCACUGCAUCAGCAGCUUAAGCAAAGAGCCAAAGAGUUACAACAAAUAGAAGACGCUCAGCUGCAGCAAAGAGAGGCCAACCUCACUGCUCUGGCUGCCAUCGGGCCUCGCAAGAAGAGACCUCUGGAGCAGACUGAAAGCCAGGUGACUCUGCUGCCCAGACAGGGUGUUCAGAGAGUGACUCGGGUCAUGCUGAGGGAUCUGCUGGUGUGUAUGGAGGAGGACCACUUCCUACGCCACUCUCUGACUCUCUACAAAGCGAUGCUCUGACUACCUUACUGCUCCUACUGUUAAUGACUGAAUCGGUCCAAUAGUAAUCUAUAGUUUGUGCUCACAAGGUCCCAAGUUUUUGAAUCUUUUCUUUUGACCUCCAAAAAGUGUUUUUGCAGUUUGUUUCUAUUAUAUCAAAUAUCUAUUUAUUUGUAUGCUGUUUGGAGGAUAGUGCUGGAUCAGCAAUGGGCUCUGAAAGCACGUUUUGGUUUUGAUUAUAAAGAUAAGACUAGAGAGUACUGCUGUUUACUGAAAACUAAAUGUAGUUCAGUUCUCCGUUGAGUUUUUCAUCACUCUGCUUGUUUAUUGUUUGGCCAUUAAAAAAAGUAGAUUUGGUCACAUCCUGACAUUUCCUUUUUUUGGUUGUUUUUAGCCGCAAAUGCAGCGUGGCUCUGGGGGCAGUAAUGCCGGUCUGUCAGCCCACAACUUUGUGCCAGAAUGCAAUGUCUCAACAAUUACUGGAUGGAUUGCUAUGAGAUGUUACACAAACAUUCACUGCAGGAUAAAUUAUUUAAACUUUGAAGAUGUGUGAUUUUUCAUCUAGCGCCAUUACUAGGGUCAAAAGUGGGUUGGAUAUUUAAUAAAAAAUGUCUAAUAUAAUAAAAACUUUCAGACAGUUUGAUGGAGGAGGAUUCUCUUCUCACAGUAUGACUUUAAAAACAGCUUUCAGUACAGUGAUAGAGGCUGUUACUUCUACUUUUUGCAUCGCAGUCAUGCUGUAAAUCGUACAAUAGCUAUGUUUACAUGGAGCCUAAUAUUCUGAUUAUAAGUGGUUUAACACCUCAGUCAGAAUAAACCGGCCCAAACCAA
Morone saxatilis (striped sea-bass) is the source of this 2884-nucleotide messenger RNA. RefSeq names its product TAF4B RNA polymerase II, TATA box binding protein (TBP)-associated factor (gene taf4b). Gene Ontology annotation, biological process: DNA-templated transcription; transcription initiation at RNA polymerase II promoter. The record is from RefSeq and is a predicted model, not a curated record. Gene Ontology annotation, molecular function: protein heterodimerization activity; DNA binding; RNA polymerase II general transcription initiation factor activity. NCBI's taxonomy places the organism in Eukaryota, Metazoa, Chordata, Actinopteri, Moronidae. Gene Ontology annotation, cellular component: transcription factor TFIID complex.